This is a messenger RNA of Saprolegnia parasitica CBS 223.65, 1701 nucleotides long. RefSeq lists its product as hypothetical. NCBI's taxonomy places the organism in Eukaryota, Oomycota, Saprolegniomycetes, Saprolegniales, Saprolegniaceae. Bases 1 to 1701 code for a protein of 566 amino acids. Gene Ontology annotation, molecular function: transmembrane transporter activity. The transcript is spliced from 2 exons. Gene Ontology annotation, biological process: transmembrane transport. The record is from RefSeq and is a predicted model, not a curated record.
AUGUACUGGACCAUCACCUUAUCGCCCAAGUCGUGCUACGAGGUCGACGCCGAGCGCUACGUCUUCUUUUGGCCGCUAACCUCCAAUGUCCUUCGCUUCCCGCGCCACACCUGCCUUCUCUUUCACCGGCUGCACCUGUUUGGCGCGAUCUUCCUCGUUCAGUUUUGCUCUGGAUCGCUCUACGCGUUCAUGGCGCUGCCCGACCCGAUCAACCAUUAUUUCGGCUUCCCGACCAGCGACGCACGCGCCGUCCAGCUCAUCCUCGUGGCUGGCGUGCUCAGCAUCCUCGCGCAGGCCCUCCUCGGCCCGCUCUUUGAGCGCCAAGGGCCGCGCUGGAGCAUGGCAAUCGCGACGCUCGUCCUCACGCUCGGCCUCAGCACGUCGCUUCUCGCCGUGUCGCUGCCGUCCUGGACUCUCUUUUACGUGGCGAUGCUAAGCGUGGCCAUGGCCUUUAGCGCCAUCAUGGUUGUAUCGAUUUCGAUCGCGAUGAAGUGGUGUCCAGACGCACGCGGCUCGGUCGCGGGCUUUUGCCUCGUCGGUUUUGGUGUCGGCAAGCAGCUCUGGGCCUCGCUGUACAACCACGUGACGACGUCCGCCGGCAUGGACCUUAAGUACACAUUUGUGCUCCUCAUAUUGACGCUCGUGCCGACAAUGACGGUCGCGACGCUGCUGGUGCGGACGCCACCACCUGACUUUAGUGUCGCCGGCUACGACAUGCACUGCAUUCCGUCCGUGAAAGCACCGAGUGUCGACCUUGUUCAAGACGAGUACCUCCAGAUAGGCAUGACGCUCGUCAACUACCGCGCCGUCACCCGCCGGAGCAACUCGUUUGUCGAAGGCACGGACCGUCGGUACCACGAGCAAGUCAAGGCCAUGUCGCUGUUGCAGUGCAUCUUUUCGACCGACUUUGCCUGUCUCCUCAUUGCGCUCACGGCCAACUGCAUGGUGGGCUUGUUUUACAACAACAUGACGGCGGUGGCGACCUUGCGCUGCCCGCUCCAAGACCUCUACGACCUCUCGGACGACGUCGUCAAGACACUGCGCCUGCACGGGCUUAUCGUCGACCUCCUCGGCCGCCUCGUACCGGCUCUUCUCUCGGACGUUGGUAUCCGCGUCUUUUACGCCAACCCUGCGGCCGUCCGAAAACUCUGCUUGACGGGUCUACUGCUUUUGCAGUGCAUUGCGAUUCCUGUCGCGUACCUCGAGUCGGACAAGUUGACGCAUUUUGCGCACGUCGAGUGGCUCCUCUACGCGCUGCAGUUUGCCUCGAACGCUGGCGCAUCACUGAUUGUCUGUCUUUUAACAGACAUGUUUGGCGUCUACCACGUCGGCACGAUGUAUGGCCUCUCGUCGAUCACGUGGGCGAUUGGCCAAGCCCUCCUCGUCGUCACGACCGCCAAGAACGUGGCAGCGCUCGCCUUUCAAGUGCAGCUCCUCUGGUGGCUCUCGCUCGCCGGCCUAUUGGCGCUGCUAUUUGUACGCACCGACUCGGCCGACCGGUUCUACCGCGGCUACCGGUUCACGGUGUGCGGCAAAGUCGUCGUGCAGCGACCGCGCAAGUCGUGGCAGCCACACCGCCAAGGCACGUGGGAUCUGUACACGGACGUGCCCGACGGUAUCGAAGUGUUGCGAAGCUCGAUGCCGUACCUCUGGCCGUCGCUCUCGCUCGAUGGCGACGACGACGACGACGACUCGUUAUAG